Molecule: messenger RNA, 729 nt
Organism: Cydia amplana
Lineage: Eukaryota; Metazoa; Arthropoda; Insecta; Lepidoptera; Tortricidae
Exons: 4
Coding region: 70-729 (219 amino acids)
Biological process (GO): positive regulation of transcription by RNA polymerase II
Cellular component (GO): transcription regulator complex; histone acetyltransferase complex
Molecular function (GO): histone acetyltransferase activity; transcription coactivator activity; chromatin DNA binding
Source: RefSeq, a predicted model, not a curated record
GUUUCCUUCUCUCCACGAGUUUAUUAUUUCAAUUUUUAAAUAAGAACCGAAUAAAGAAAAAGAUUUACCAUGGAUAUCCCUAGUGUCCCUCUUGAAGGCCCCGCCGUAAAGUUCAGGCGCACCCAGGCUGCGCGCCUGCGUCAUCAGCAUAAACUACUGCUACAUACAUACAAAUGUCAGAAAGAUGAGGCGCGCGCGCAGGCCAAAGGCCAGAGCUGGCGGUGUCAUGUCAUGGGCUGCCAGAAAAUGAAAGGAAUUGUUAACCAUAUGGUGUCAUGUCCAGCUGACAAGAAAUGUUCUUGGCCAUCUGGGUGUACGUCUUUGAGAAAACUGAUGCGGCAUUAUUCAAAGUGCACAAAAGAAUACUGCCCAGCCUGUACACAGAAGACAGAGUGGCAAAUGACUGUAACAGAAGAAGAAAGAAGUGCAAUUGUUGAUCUACUUGUGAAUAUGGUUCCAACAUCAAGUUCGUUCUUUACCAUGUGGUUUUUGAAGAGUCGCUCCAGCUUUCCGAAUGAAUCAUACAUGAAGGUAACGGAACGCUUCGCCUACAUCACUGCCAAAAACAGGGACGAGUACUUCCGCUUGCUGGCUACGCACAAGUUGGACAUAGAAAUGGAAAUAAUGGACAUAGAGAAGGAACUGAAAAAGAGACAAGAUGAACUACAUAGUGAGUCGGAAGAGCCCGACAUUCUUGAGCCAGUAUUAUAUCGACGAGCGUCACUUUGA